AUUUAAUGUACUAUUUUUUAAUUAUUUUUUUUUAUUUUAUGGUCUGCGACAUUAUGAUCAUUUAGCAUUACUCUUUAAAAAAAGCAUAACCAAAAUCCGAAAAAGGAAUUGAUUAUGUAAUAAAUAAAGUGUCGGUUUGAACUCAGUCAUUAACAGCCAUACAUUACAAAAAUAUCAAGUCCUUCAUUAAUGGAGGCUACGUUUAGCCUCAAAUCCGCUUUAAAUUGCAUUAACACCUCAUUUGACUGAUUUGGAUGAGCAAAAGAUGGGGCUUGAGUUACCUUACGGAAGCGUGGACUUCAGCCUGCGUGGUCUGGCGGGCCAAGCCGAGGGCUUUGGACGUCUCGCAGUGGGGGGCCAAAACGGCGACGUUUACUCCGUUACGACUCUAGCCGACGACGGGCCAGGUUCACUACGGUACGGAUGCCGGAAAAAGGAAGCUCUGUGGAUCGUAUUCCAAGUGUCGGGCACAAUUGAACUCAGAUCUUAUCUGAGCGUCUCCUCUUACACGACCAUCGACGGGCGGGGUCAGAAAAUUAAGCUCACCGGCAAGGGUUUGAGGCUGAAGGAGUGCGAGCAUGUCAUAAUCUGCAACCUGCUAAUCGAAGGGGGCGUUGGAGACGACGCGGAUGCGAUUCAGAUCAAGCCGAAUUCGAAGCAUAUAUGGAUCGAUCGGUGCAGCCUCAGUGAUUUCUGCGACGGACUCAUCGAUGUUAGCCGCCAGAGCACGGACAUUACUAUCUCACGGUGCCGUUUUGCGAAUCAUAACAAGACGAUUUUGAUUGGGGCUGAUCCUUCGCAUGUGGAGGAUAGGUGCAUUAGGGUUACGAUUCACCAUUGCUUCUUUGAUGGGACGCGGCAGAGACACCCCCGCGUCAGAUUUGGGAAAGUGCAUUUGUACAAUAAUUACACCAGAAAUUGGGCAAUUUAUGCUGUUUGUGCCAGUGUUGAUUCUCAGAUUUACUCAGACUGCAACAUCUACGAAGCAGGGCAUAAGAAGAUCGCCUUUAAGUACUACAAAGAAAAGGCAGGUGAUAAGGAGGAGGAAUGCAGUGGGGGCAUCAGAUCACAAGGGGACUUGUUUGUUGGCGAAACAGAGGCGGGGUUGGAAGGCGGCGGCGGCGACUCUUGUGUAUUUGAUCCUCGCGAAUACUACAACAAAUGGACUGUGGUGGCACCGCCAAGCGAUGAUCUCAAACACUAUCUUCAACACUGCACCGGAUUCCAAAAUAUCCCCCUUCCUUCUAUAUAAAUAAAUGUUGUUUUUGGGCCGGGAUGCUACAACUACACGAGACCUCUGCGUUGCUCAUUGUUCAAAAUCUUCUUGUGAGUUGCGAUCACUUGUAGGAUAUGCUAUUUUAAUACAAUAAGGAUAGGUUGAAAUCAAACUUUGAAUUAGACCUAUUUCUAAUCAUAAACCAAAACUCAUUUUUUUAUCGAAA
Molecule: messenger RNA, 1442 nt
Organism: Salvia splendens (bonfire salvia)
Lineage: Eukaryota; Viridiplantae; Streptophyta; Magnoliopsida; Lamiales; Lamiaceae
Product: putative pectate lyase 21
Exons: 4
Coding region: 266-1252 (328 amino acids)
Molecular function (GO): pectate lyase activity
Source: RefSeq, a predicted model, not a curated record